AUGCUCCUCACCACCGGUACCAUGCCCCUCGAAGCACUGAUUAUCCCCAUCGCGCAGUAUGCCGCGACCCUCUCAGGCAGAGGCGGCUGGGGAAGAGCGCCGACAUGGGUGAUGCUCGUGAUCCAGGUGGGGAUGAAAAACUUUCAUUGUAUGGCGUGGCCGCAGAACGAUCAUCUGAUUUACUCGGUGCUGGAUGGGUAUCCCAGGCUGGUGGGGAGUGCUAGUGCGGUGGUGCUGAUUGCUGGGGCGACCGGCAGAGCCGUGGGCCCCGUCAUCUCUGGGUACGUCAACUGCCACAAACUCUCACAAGAUUCUACAGUGCUUACGUUGAACAACCCGCUUCUCCCUCCUGUACCAACACAUCCCUCCCUUGGGGCUCUAAAACUCCCUUCCUUCCGUUCCUUGCAUCGACACCACGCGCUCAACUACACCUUUCCCCGCAUCUCUCCCCGCAACAUCAUCGGCAUUAACCCCUAUCGCCAUCGCCUCCCUCCCUCGGCAAACAUGGACCAACCGCCACUGAUGACGGGGUUCAUACCGGAAGGACUGCACAAGGUUGACGAUAAAGAGGAGACGCUUGGGGAGUUUGUUGGGGGAAGAGCCGAGGAAGGGCCCGAGGGUGAGGAAGAUGGUCGUGCAGAGCUUGGGCAGGGGAAGGAUGUGGGGUAUGGUGCCACAGAGAUCCGAGAGCAGCCUUGA
Cryptococcus wingfieldii CBS 7118 is the source of this 699-nucleotide messenger RNA. RefSeq lists its product as hypothetical. The transcript has 3 exons. NCBI's taxonomy places the organism in Eukaryota, Fungi, Basidiomycota, Tremellomycetes, Tremellales, Cryptococcaceae. Bases 1 to 699 code for a protein of 232 amino acids. The record is from RefSeq and is a predicted model, not a curated record.